AUGUGCCAGAUAGAAUCAGAGGAAGGUGUGAAGAAUGUGAAUGAGAUCAUAGCCGUUGAUGGGAUGGACUGUGUGAUGAUGGGGCCAAGAGAUCUGAGUGCGAGCUUGGGGAUACUUAACGAUCCAGCAAACCCUAAGUUGAAGUCCGUCAUGAGGAUGGCGGAGAAGGCGGUUUUGGACUCUGAUCCGGCGAAUGGAGGAGCUUACUUGGCUGGGAUGGCGACGGCUCAGGACAAAGCGCUUGAUCUCAAGGCACGAGGGUAUCACGUGGUGCUCGGGUCAACUGAUGUUUCAUUGUAUAAGAAGGCUGUGGUUGAUGAGGUCAACGCCUUUAAGGCUUAAUGUAGUAUUGACUACAUUCAGUAUUGACUAGAAAUAAAUUACAAUGCAUGUC
This is a messenger RNA of Camelina sativa (false flax), 394 nucleotides long. RefSeq lists its product as uncharacterized. Gene Ontology annotation, molecular function: aldehyde-lyase activity. Gene Ontology annotation, cellular component: cytoplasm. The record is from RefSeq and is a predicted model, not a curated record. Lineage: Eukaryota; Viridiplantae; Streptophyta; Magnoliopsida; Brassicales; Brassicaceae.